Mugil cephalus (flathead mullet) is the source of this 2379-nucleotide messenger RNA. It is a transcript of the gene slc8b1, whose product is annotated as solute carrier family 8 member B1. Gene Ontology annotation, biological process: calcium export from the mitochondrion; intracellular calcium ion homeostasis. Gene Ontology annotation, cellular component: membrane. Gene Ontology annotation, molecular function: calcium:sodium antiporter activity. The transcript has 15 exons. Lineage: Eukaryota; Metazoa; Chordata; Actinopteri; Mugiliformes; Mugilidae. The coding region runs from base 251 to 1987 and encodes 578 amino acids. The record is from RefSeq and is a predicted model, not a curated record.
AGUGUACACAGUGUACGCGGAUAUGGGAUCUAAGCACACACACACGGAGCACACGGUUAGAGACAAAUUAUGUUAACGGUGAAGCUUUCUUUCUGGAACAACAACGACGACGUGUAUUUCUUUUGGAUUAGUUUUGCUCUUUGGUUAGAACGGACUGGAUUAAAGGACUAAACCGACCACAGUUCCUAUAACGCACCACCACCAGCAGCACCAGUAGAAACAUGGACUCGGCUCCAGGAUAGUCUGAAUCAUGUUUCUUAAUCUUGCCCUGUCGCUUUUGCUGGUGCUGUGUCACCAGCAGGUCUCCUCCGGUGUCGGAUUGACAGGAGGGUCCUCAAACAUCACAGUGAUGGCCGUGAUGCCUGAAACCGAUGAGUGUGACCUCGUGAUGAACCACAGUGCCGCCGACCGCUGCUCAUUUGUGAAGAACACAUCAGACUGCAGCAUGGAAGAUGGCUUCAUCAACUACCUGGACUUGGUGUUCUGCUUGCUGCCUCCCAACCUCACUCCUCUCACUAUCACACUUUGUAUUAUAUGGCUCCUCUUCUUGUUUGUCUUCCUUGGACUUGCUGCGUCUAAGUUCUUCUGUCCCAACCUGUCGGCCAUCUCUUCCAGUCUACACCUCACCCACAACGUGGCCGGCGUGACAUUUCUGGCUCUUGGUAAUGGAGCUCCUGACAUCUUCAGCGCCAUGGCUGCGUUCUCCCACCCACACACGGCGGGGAUGGCUGUCGGAGCUUUAUUUGGAGCUGGUAUAUUUGUUACUACGGUAGUUGCGGGCAGCGUGGCUCUGGUCAAACCUUUCGCUGUAGCCUCGCGGCCUUUCCUACGUGACGUCACCUUCUACAUGGUUGCAGUGUACUGGACUUUUCUCAUGCUGUACAGAGGAACUACGACGCUGGGAGAAACACUAGGCUACCUGGGCCUCUAUGUGGUGUACGUACUGACUGUCAUCAUCAGCGCAUUCAUCUACAACCGCCAAAAACAUUCAGCAAACACAAGCAUCCAGAACGUGGCGCAUAUUCAAGAGGAUUUGAAUUCGUCCGACUCAUCGGAUGACGACGUCUCCUACCUCCCAGCCGGGGCCAUCCAGCAGGAAUAUGAGUCAGAGUACAGACCGCUUCUGCCUUACUCUGAGUCCACGAGCCACAUCCUGCUGAGCUCUCUGAAUCCCGUGGACUGCAGGAAGUGGAGGAGGAAGCCACUGAGCUGGAGAGUGCUCAAAGUAGUCAAGACCCCUCUGGAGGUGCUGCUGCUGCUCUGUAUCCCCAUAGUUGACCCCGACAAAGAGGACAAGAACUGGAGGCGCCCACUAAACUGCCUGCAUCUAAUCACUGCUCCGCUGGUGUGUGUGCUCGUCUUCCAGUCUGGAGCGUAUGGAGGUUAUAUGAUUCAAGGGCAGUUUCCCCUCUGGCUUCUGAUUCUUCUGCUGGGACUUUUUCUGUCUUCUAUUGUCUUCUGCACAACGACCAAUGAUUGUCCUCCCAAGUAUCAUCCAUUCUUUGCUCUCUUGGGCUUUGUGGUGAGCGCGGUGCUGAUCAGUGCGGCGGCCUCUGAAGUGGUCAGUCUCCUACACAUGCUCGGGGUGGUGCUGAGUCUCAGCAACACCGUGCUGGGCCUGACUCUUUUGGCCUGGGGCAACAGCAUAGGAGACUGUUUCUCAGACAUCACCAUUGCCCGGCAGGGUUAUCCACGGAUGGCGAUAUCUGCCUGCUUCGGAGGCAUCAUUUUUAAUAUGUUGUUUGGGGUGGGGUUGGGAUGUGUGACCCAGAUGGUUAAAACACAAUCUGCAGUGCAGUUUGAAUCACAGGGUCUGCUGACGUGGAUUCUCGCAGGAUCUCUGGGUUUGUCUUUGGUCCUCUCCUUUGUCAUCGUUCCACUCUGCCGCUUCCACUUGAGUCGGGCGUACGGGAUCUUUCUCCUCAUCUUCUACGUCACCUUCCUCAUCAUUGCACUUCUCACAGAGUUUGGCAAGAUUCACCUAUAGACCCGUGGCCAGUCUCAAAGAGGAGGUGUCGUCUCGUAAUGACAAAUGACGUCGUCUUCUCCUUUUACCCAUAAUAUACUGAUGAACUAUUUAUACAAGAAUGAACAGUACACUUGCCUGCUAACCACCUCAUGUGGUUAGACAGUGAAACCAAGCUAAAGGAAAGCCAGGACUGCUCAGGGAGAGCUGCAACUAACAUCCUACUGUGCCUUAAUUCAGCUUCUCAUUUGUGCCAACGGGAUCUGCAGUGGCACUUAAAGAGUAUAAAGGGACAUUACAGAUUGUAGAAAUUUGUACUUUGAAACACUGUGAGUCAAGAUACUGUAAAUCGAAAUGUCAAUGACAUUGUACAAAGCUACUUUUGGGCAAUUAAAUAAUUUUGGUGUUUUUUA